CAGCAGGGACUUCCGGGACGGGCGCGGAGUGACGUCAGGAGGAGGGCAGCAACUCCAGAAAGUCCUCUUGCCGUCAUCCACUCUUUACAGAUCCUUCUAGCCCUUACGAGGAGAACAGACCGUGAGAGUCAAGGGCAGAGCCAGGAGCCUAGGGAGGCGGUGACUGUACUCGUCCAGACAGACAAACGCUGCUCCUUGGAUGCCUCCUACACCUGCGGACAGGAUCAUCUGAGCCGCCACCACCACCACGCACAGCCCACCGCAUCUUCACAGAGAAGCCGCGACUGUCUGCCAGGCUGUCCAGGAGGCUGGCACUGGGCAGUGAGUCGGCAAAGCAGUGUCUCGUCGUCUUUUCAGAUUGGCUGAGUGGCGGCUGAGGACCAGUAGGCAGCUUCCAAGAUGGGUGAAAGGAAAGGCGUAAACAAGUACUACCCUCCGGAUUUCAACCCUACAAAGCAUGGCUCACUCAACAGAUACCAUAACAGCCACCCUCUUCGGGAGCGGGCUCGGAAGCUGUCCCAGGGCAUCCUCAUCAUCAGAUUUGAGAUGCCGUAUAACAUCUGGUGUGACGGCUGCAAGAACCACAUCGGCAUGGGUGUUCGUUACAAUGCAGAAAAGAAGAAGGUUGGCAAUUACUACACGACCCCGAUCUACAGGUUCCGAAUGAAAUGCCACCUCUGCGUCAACUACAUCGAGAUGCAGACAGACCCCGCCAACUGCGACUAUGUGAUCGUGAGCGGCGCCCAGCGCAAGGAGGAGCGCUGGGACAUGGCAGACAACGAGCAGGUGCUGACGACAGAGCACGAGAAGAAGCAGAAGCUGGAGACAGAUGCCAUGUUCCGACUGGAGCACGGUGAGGCCGACCGGAGCACGCUCAAGAAGGCCCUCCCCACCCUGAGCCACAUCCAGGAGGCCCAGAGCGCCUGGAAGGACGACUUCGCCCUCAACAGCAUGCUGCGGAAAAGGUUCCGGGAAAAGAAAAAAGCCAUGCAGGAGGAGGAAGAGAGGGACCAGGCCCUGCAGGCCAAGGCAAGCCUGGACAUCCCGCUGGUGCCGGAGACAGAGGAUGACCGCAGGCUGGCCGCCCUGCUCAAGUUCCACACCCUAGACUCAUAUGAGGACAAGCAGAAACUCAAGCGGACAGAGAUCAUCAGCCGCUCCUGGUUCCCCUCCAGCCCGGGACCUGGCGCCAGCAGCAGCAAAGCCAGCAGUGUCCUGAAGAAGCUGUCCCAGAACCGCAGAUCUGCUCCCACGGGCUCCCCCAUCACCGUGGGGCACCUGGGCAUUGUGCGGCGGCGGUCCCGGGAGGUCCCAGAGAGCCCUCAGCACACAGCUGAGACCCCCAAGUCUGGGGAGCCACGGGUGCCAGAGGGGACCGCCCAGGACAGGCCCACAUCCCCCAGAGACUGUCCUCAGGAGACAGCCAAGACGUGCAAGAACAGUAGGCCACCGGGGCAGGAGGAGAGCUGUCAGGACAGGCCCCAGCCCCUGCCAGGCUCCUCCCAGGAGGCAGCCAACCCCCAGGACACACCCCAGCCCUGCAGCCUCAGCUCCUCCCUCGUGGCUGACUACUCCGGUUCGGAGAGUGAGUGAUUCUGGGGGCCAGAUUCACUCAGGAGGCCAAGACCCACCGAGGAGGCCCCUCACAGGCUGCAGCCCCUUAACCCGCCAGCCCUUGGAGAGCUCAGUGACCACCCUCCCCAGACCUCACCUCCUCACAGUAAUGGAGUUGUUAUUUAUUUGGUCCUGGAGAGAGUGUCUGUGCCUUGUGGGACCCCCGACCUCCCAGCAUUAAAACCCUGCUUCUUUG
Molecule: messenger RNA, 1810 nt
Organism: Lagenorhynchus albirostris (white-beaked dolphin)
Lineage: Eukaryota; Metazoa; Chordata; Mammalia; Artiodactyla; Delphinidae
Gene: YJU2B
Product: YJU2 splicing factor homolog B
Exons: 12
Coding region: 400-1593 (397 amino acids)
Biological process (GO): mRNA splicing, via spliceosome
Cellular component (GO): U2-type spliceosomal complex; post-mRNA release spliceosomal complex
Source: RefSeq, a predicted model, not a curated record